AUGAGCAGAAACAUGAACCAGUCACAACCUAAUAUGCGGGUUCCCAGAACAGUAACCACCAAUGAUAUUCAAUGGUAUCUUGAUGAGAACAAGAGGCUGAUUAUGGCAAUAUUUGAAAACAUGAAACUCAGGAAACUUGAUAACUGUGCCCAGUACCAAGAGCAACUUCAAAAGAAUUUAAUGUAUUUAGCUGCACUUGCUGAUUGGCAACAUUCACAAUCACAAGUCAUGCCUCUACAGCAAAUGAGGAUGCAACCAGAAUACUGCAUGCAACACCCUCAGGUUGCAGCAAUUGAUGAACAACCAAGAAUUUCCCCUCUAAAUAUGGCAUUGCAAUUUGCUAAUCCUCAAGAACAGCUACACCAGCAAGUAGCAUUGAGAGGUGGAUGCAUAGGUAAUGGUAGAAAUCCAAUGUAUGGUGAGAGUGGUUUUGGAGGUGGCAAGAAUGCUGCCUCAACUUCAACUGCAAGUCCAAAUGAUGCAUGUGAGGGAAGCUUGCAAGCACCUUCUCAUGGUGGAGAUGGCCAGGGAAACAACUCAGUUCUUCUGCAUAAUCAUAAUAAUAUUACUUCAUUUCGUCUUCGGAAAUAA
Messenger RNA from Vigna angularis (adzuki bean), 591 nucleotides. RefSeq names its product GRF1-interacting factor 3-like. NCBI's taxonomy places the organism in Eukaryota, Viridiplantae, Streptophyta, Magnoliopsida, Fabales, Fabaceae. Bases 1 to 591 code for a protein of 196 amino acids. The transcript has 4 exons. The record is from RefSeq and is a predicted model, not a curated record.